Metschnikowia bicuspidata var. bicuspidata NRRL YB-4993 is the source of this 876-nucleotide messenger RNA. RefSeq lists its product as uncharacterized. Bases 1 to 876 code for a protein of 291 amino acids. The transcript has a single exon. Lineage: Eukaryota; Fungi; Ascomycota; Pichiomycetes; Serinales; Metschnikowiaceae. The record is from RefSeq and is a predicted model, not a curated record.
AUGAGUGGCUUUGAUUCACCAGCUUCCGGUAUCGCUGCAUCAGUCUAUCUAGGAUUAUACACAAUCUUCUUGAUUUUCAUGAUCUAUGUCUUGAUCAAAAGAGGGGUUAAAACUUUAUUCACAUUCAUUUUUGUAUUUUGUGUGUUCAGGUUUGCUGGUCAGCUCUGUGGUGUCAUCUACGCAAAAGUGGGCGUAUUGUACACCAAUUGGCUCGUCGCCUACUUGGUGCUUCAGGCAGAGGGAUACUUUACUUUGAUUCUUACGUGUUUUCGCAUCACCUGCAAAGCCCAAGAGGACAAAUUUAGAAAGUCCUGGAUUAUGGAAUCUGGACCUAGACUUCCUAUUUUUCGCCAACUAAAUUCCUCUUGGAUGAGGUGCUUUCAUCUUAUUUUAAUCCCAGCAAAUGCUCUUCUCAUUGCUGGAGGAAGUUUGACAGCCGGUGUCGACUUAUCAGACAGCUCCAGCGGCCUGGAAAAUCUCAAUACCGCAAAACGACUUCGUACAGCCGGUCAAAUUAUUUUCCUCUUCAUGACUGCAAUUCUGAUUGGAUUGAACAUGUAUGUCUUUAUCAAGGAAAGAGUCAGGAACAGAUCCACGAUGUCGGUCAUGAUCGCAGGCCCAUUUUUAAUCAUCCGAGGAAUUUUUGGUGUAUUGUCUAUUUACAUCGACGACAUGAACUACUAUGAGCUCUCCAACUAUUCCGACACAGGUGUUAACAAAACUUUGGUUAUCUACGAGUAUGUGUUGGCUACGACAAUGGAAUUUUUGACCGCUGUUGUGUUGAUGACCCGGUUCUUUUCCCCAGAAACAGUGGAAUCGGAACAUAGGCGAGGUGAGAAGGUUUCGGUUUCCGUCCUGUCGUAUGAAGGUUUGUGA